GAUUUAGAACCCAGAAAUCUCCCCCCUGCAGGAAGCUCCCGGAUUUGCUCUCCUCUUCCUCCCUUGUCCGCCGGCUGCUCUUGUUUGUGGGUGUGAUUUUCGGUCUUUCUUGAAUUUCCCCUGCACAUGCCGUCGGCCUCCCCCCCCUGCAGCUCCAGUUUUAGCUGGAGAAUUAUGGUUCCCGAUCGUUCUGUCAGUUAGUACGUGAAUUGAGUGCUCAGUUUUAUGUGAAGUGAGGAAGUGAAACCGAGGACGGGGAAACCAAGGGGAGUGACGAGUUAGAAGGCUAGCCAUCUUGUAAUUGAAUAUGGAUUUUAGAUGUAAAUGAUGAUAUUGCAAGCUAGAUUGUAAUUGGAGAUCGUAUAAAUUCAUUUAGUGGAUUGUUAGUUUAUAAGAGAUUUGAUCUGGAGAUUUUGAGGUUAAGUCAUGUGGACAUAGAAAAGAAAUUUUGAAAUAUCCGAUCUGAGUUAUGGGAUUGUCAGAUGUGAAUUGGAUAAGUUCCGAGUCUUGUGCAUUUGUGGGACCCACUCACGAGUGCACGGCGUCUGUCGCGCCUCGAAUUUGGGUUUUGGGGGCGUGACACCCCCUCUAACACCACCCUUUUCUUUUGCAAACUCCAUUUUGUUGAAAGUCUCUGAAGGCAUAAUCUCCACCCAAAGAAACUUACUUUAGAAGG
Rubroshorea leprosula is the source of this 676-nucleotide messenger RNA. The record is from the annotation of a GenBank genome assembly. NCBI's taxonomy places the organism in Eukaryota, Viridiplantae, Streptophyta, Magnoliopsida, Malvales, Dipterocarpaceae.